This is a messenger RNA of Cryptotermes secundus, 3530 nucleotides long. Its product is annotated as zinc finger protein 2. The coding region runs from base 966 to 3047 and encodes 693 amino acids. Gene Ontology annotation, molecular function: RNA polymerase II cis-regulatory region sequence-specific DNA binding; DNA-binding transcription factor activity, RNA polymerase II-specific. Gene Ontology annotation, biological process: regulation of immune system process; regulation of cytokine production; negative regulation of transcription by RNA polymerase II. NCBI's taxonomy places the organism in Eukaryota, Metazoa, Arthropoda, Insecta, Blattodea, Kalotermitidae. The transcript has 6 exons. The record is from RefSeq and is a predicted model, not a curated record.
UUGGUAUUCAUCACUCUAAUGAAGUUCUUUUUCCGUUAACGAUAUAUACCAUGAAAUAAAUUUCGUCACCAAAUAGCUUUGAACACCUGGAGUACUGGUACAACAGCAAGAAAGGAAACACGUGAAUGUCUUCUCUUAAAUUAUGGACGUUUCAUUAGGCUGGUCCUUAACCGUACUCACUGGUCCGUGAUCCUUAAGAAGAUUUUGCGUACAUUUGCUGAAAUCUGGAUAAAAACUAUUUUUUUACGUCGGUCAGCUCGAAACGGCAUACCGCUGCGCUAACAAACUGAAACGAAAUCAUUUUCCCUCAUUUUUCUUCUUCCUGUAACCUAACAGAGAAUAAAUUGCUCUUGGGUCUCAGCCAGGAGAAUAUUUGGCUGUGAAAAAGUGGAUGGAGAAUUCUACGUAUGAAAUAACUCCACGGAUUGUUAUCGUUAGCGAACUUUGACAAAGAAUCGUGAGCAUCGUGAGGUGGCUUGGACCUGCAGCAUGAAUAAGGCCGAGGGCACACCAAGGAAACUGUCAACCGCGAUUUCCGAAAUUGUUAUCUGCCUGAGUUGAACUCAUUACGCCGUUUCUGUAAGAUACGUUUCAAUGCCAUCCUUCCAUCUGAACCCAUACGCUACGUAGAAUGGAUUCUGUACCAUGGAGCUCAUCGUUCGUUAAUACUGCAAAACCACGUAUUUCAUUUUUGUGGCUGAAGUGAGAAAUAUCCCAUAUCUUACCUUACAUAGGAAAUCCGAUCUUUCGUAUGUUGUUGAACGUGAACACGUCCAAUAUUGCCGUCUGCUUUGGUUAAAUUGUGGUGGUCUGAUGUAUGCAGUGUGUAUGAGAACUGAGGCAAGUUGUAGGUUAUGUCCAUUAAAAGCUCAGUGAAAACUACUUCGUUCUGUGCAUUUAAGUAAAGAAACAGAUAUGCAGUUCAAUGUGAAUGCUACAUUAGUACAGCCGAAGUGUUAAGCGGAAUGGACGGUGGUUUUAGAAAUGUCGCCGUGGUGUGCCGUAUAUGUGGAUCUGCAGGAGAUGCAAGUGGAGAAGGUUCGAAAUUCAAUCCAGAGAAAGAACAUUCAAAUACUAGGACAUUUCAGGUGCCUGAUGAAUAUGACGUUUGUCAGCAGUGCACUGUCCAGGGCCAUGCAUUGGCACCCAAGGAAGCUGUGACAUCCGCAGACAACCGCCAUGAAAAGGAGGUGGAACAGAAGGAGGCAGAGGGUCCUCAGGAGGAAGAGGAUCCAGCUACUAUUGCAGGGUUGAACAGUAAGAGACUUCUGGUCAUUCAGGGUGAUGGUGAUGGUGGUGGGGAGUGUGUUCCUAUCAGUGAGGAGAUGCUGUUCUCUAUUCAUGGUUUGGACCUGACAUUGCCAGUCUUGUGUGAUUUCUGCCCGAGGAAGUUCAAUGACUUCACAGAAUUUGAUACUCACAUAGUGACACAUAAAGAAUGUCGGUUCUUCUCCUGCCAGUUAUGCAGUAAUACUUACUUGUCCUGGGGCAAUCUGGUGGCACAUCGCAAGGCAUGUCAUCGAGGUCAGGUGCUGAGUUGUGAUGCAUGUGGAGAAAGGAAGUUUCACCCCGGCCUGGGCCCCGUCAACUUCCCUGUGGGAGGCAGCCCAAUUGGUUGUGAGGAGUGUGGGGAGGGCUUCAAUACCAUCAUGCAGCUGUAUAGGCACUAUCGUGUCCAUGGCACACACCAGUUCAUGCCUGACAAGGACAAACUGACCAAGGUGCAAGAACGAACUGCUGAGGGUGCUGUACCUCUGAGUGGUUUGUAUUUGUCUCAGUCUGCGUCCCAGAAACAGGUGGAAGACAAUGCAUUUUGCUCUGAAUCCAAGAUUUGUAAUUCUAAGUGCUGUAAUGAAGGGAAGGACAACCAUUUGCACUCUGCAUCGUAUAGUUGUCAGGUGUGUGCAAAAGUGAUGCCCAACUUUGCCAGCUCCUGUCAGCACUCUGCCAUGCACAGUCUAAAAUCUGGUCUGGAACUUCACGAGCACAAGUAUUGCUGCCAGAGCUGCAAUCAGGAAUUCUCAGAAUGGAAUGAAUUUACUGAACAUGUUGAAGGGAAACAUGCAGGUUUAAAUGAGAUGCUGACAUGUGGUGUCUGUGGCCAUUCAUGGCCAGCAGGAAAAGAAUUCCUUGUUCACUACCAAUCCUGUCACACGGCAAAGAAGAUCAGAGACACUAAAAGGAUGUGCCCAGUCUGUCGCAAGGUGUUCUCACAGCCAUCUGCUCUGAAUCGUCACCUGAAACUUCACAAUCUAUUGAACUACCGUCAUACCUGCGAGAUAUGUGGAGAGGUCAUCAUGCGCCGUGACCUAGUGCUGGUACAUGCUCGCCAACAUUAUGGAGUUGAAUUGCCAGAAAGUUAUAACAAAUUGGAGCAUUUGUUAGAGUGUGGGCAAAGGUACAGAGAAAGCGUGAAACGCAAGAGUUUUAUAUGUGAAUAUUGUGGUCGAGAGUUUGGCAAGAAGCUGAACCUGCAGCUGCAUGUGAGGCGGCACACUGGAGAGCGGCCGUAUGGUUGCCAACUCUGUGGCAAAGCAUUCUACACCAAUCAGCAGCUCGCUAUCCAUGUGCGGUGCCACACAGGUGAACGUCCAUAUGCUUGUGGAAUUUGUCCCAAAACAUUUACAGGCCCUACAGCGUUAUAUGUCCACCGCAAACUGCAUGACAAAGUGAAGCGCCACCUCUGCCCUCACUGUGGGAAGCGCUUCUUCUGGAGGUCUGCCUUCAUAGGUCACAUUCGCCUGCACACAGGAGAACGGCCUUAUCGCUGCACCAUCUGCAGUAAGGCAUUCACCCUAAAGGGCAAGUUGAACCUUCAUCUGAAGAAGCACGCCAUCUUAGCAUGUUCAGACUGUGGGGAGAACUUUGGUUCUGAAGCUGAACUGAAUUCUCAUCGCAAUGAACAGUGCUGUGUCACAAUGUUGACUUUUGUUGAGGAUGGUCCUUCUGGGAAGAGGGACACUCAUAUCAUUGUUGUGAAUACUGAGGAUCUGGAGCAGAACAAUAUCUACAUAGAUAAUGCUGAAGUAGUGCAGCUUGUGGUGUGAGGGUCAGUGUGAACUUACAUGAGAACUGUGUAGACAGUUAAUUGAUGAGUUUAUAAUGGAGUGGUCAGGUAGCUUCAGUCUGAGAAUACAUAAUUUUUGUGAGAAAUUAUUUUUAAUAUCACCUCCUGGAAGCUUAUAAUGAUUAUCUUGCGAUUGUAUUAGUAUGGCUCUUAAGGAGCUAGAUUUUGAUGAUGUUGCUAAGAUUUAAUGGGCUGAGCAUGAUGAUAGGCUUUUGUCUGGUAUCAUCCUGUUUGAUGAGUAAGUUGGUACAGAUUAAGAGGUUGGCGUUUCUAAAGAAAGUAAGAAAAGAUGUAUGAUUAGCUCUGUGAAGUUUAGAUGAUAUUUUAUUGUACAAAUGUAUUUCCUGAAGUAUUGUAAGUACAUCAGUUCAAGUAAAAAGCUUUGAUACCCACAGAAGACCACAUUGUGAAUCUUCAACACCAUGAAACCCAGAAGAUGAAAUACAUGGUUUCAUUUCUCAUA